Molecule: messenger RNA, 3391 nt
Organism: Talpa occidentalis (Iberian mole)
Lineage: Eukaryota; Metazoa; Chordata; Mammalia; Eulipotyphla; Talpidae
Gene: TRAF7
Product: TNF receptor associated factor 7
Exons: 19
Coding region: 268-2193 (641 amino acids)
Biological process (GO): ribosomal large subunit assembly; Notch signaling pathway
Cellular component (GO): nucleolus
Molecular function (GO): zinc ion binding; protein binding
Source: RefSeq, a predicted model, not a curated record
GGGGCGUUGCCCGAGGACCCUCGAUGCCUCUAGAGCGAGAGCUGCGCCCACAGCCGCCUCUCCGCAGCCUGCCUCCUGCCCCCCCCAGACACCGCCAGCAGGGUGAGGGCCGGGUGCGGGCCUGUCCUCCGCGCACCCUGCGCCCCAGGGCCCCAGCAGAGCUCCUGGAGCCGCCCCCCUCACCUGGGGUGCCCGGGCGGGGGGCAGCACGGAAGCGUGCACGCCCGCCUCCUCCCGGGGCCGUCCCGCCGCGCGCUCUAGGCCAGGAUGGAGACGACCUUCGGGCCCACCUUCUCUGCCGUCACCACCAUCGCGAAAGCUGACGGGACCAGCACGUACAAGCAGCACCGCAGGACGCCCUCCUCCUCCAGCACCCUGGCCUUCCCCCCGAGGGACGAAGAGGACAGCAUGCCCCCUAUCAGCACCCCACGCCGCUCAGACUCCGCCAUCUCCGUCCGCUCGUUGCACUCUGAGUCCAGCAUGUCCCUGCGCUCCACGUUCUCGCUGCCCGAGGAGGAAGAGGAACCGGAGCCGCUGGUGUUCGCCGAGCAGCCCUCAGUCAAGCUGUGCUGCCAGCUGUGCUGCAGCGUGUUCAAGGACCCCGUGAUCACCACCUGUGGGCACACGUUCUGUCGAAGAUGCGCCCUGAAGUCAGAGAAGUGCCCCGUGGACAACGCCAAGCUGACCGUGGUGGUGAACAACAUCGCGGUGGCCGAGCAGAUCGGGGAGCUCUUCAUCCACUGCAGGCACGGCUGCCGCGCGGCGGGCGGCGGGAAGCCCCCUGCCUUCGAGGUGGACCCCCGAGGCUGCCCCUUCACCAUCAAGCUCAGCGCCCGGAAGGACCACGAGGCCAGCUGCGACUACCGGCCUGUGCGCUGCCCCAACAACCCCAGCUGCCCGCCCCUGCUCAGGAUGAACCUGGAGGCCCACCUCAAGGAGUGCGAGCACAUCAAGUGUCCCCACUCCAAGUAUGGGUGCGCCUUCAUCGGGAACCAGGACACGUACGAGACGCACCUGGAGACAUGCCGCUUUGAGGGCCUGAAGGAGUUCCUGCAGCAGACGGACGACCGCUUCCACGAGAUGCACGUGGCGCUGGCCCAGAAGGACCAGGAGAUCGCCUUCCUGCGCUCCAUGCUGGGCAAGCUCUCCGAGAAGAUCGACCAGCUGGAGAAGAGCCUGGAGCUCAAGUUCGAUGUCCUGGACGAGAACCAGAGCAAGCUCAGCGAGGACCUCAUGGAGUUCCGGAGGGACGCGUCCAUGUUGAACGACGAGCUUUCCCAUAUCAAUGCGCGACUGAACACGGGCAUGCUGGGAUCCUACGACCCCCAGCAGAUCUUCAAGUGCAAAGGGACCUUCGUGGGCCACCAGGGCCCUGUCUGGUGUCUCUGCGUCUACUCCACAGGGGACCUGCUCUUCAGCGGCUCCUCUGACAAGACCAUCAAGGUAUGGGACACGUGCACCACCUACAAGUGCCAGAAGACACUGGAGGGCCACGACGGCAUCGUGCUGGCGCUCUGCAUCCAGGGGUGCAAGCUCUACAGCGGCUCCGCCGACUGCACCAUCAUUGUGUGGGACAUCCAGAACCUGCAGAAGGUGAACACCAUCCGGGCUCACGACAACCCGGUGUGCACGCUCGUCUCUUCACACAACAUGCUCUUCAGUGGCUCCUUGAAAGCCAUCAAGGUCUGGGACAUCGUGGGCACCGAGCUGAAGCUGAAGAAGGAGCUCACUGGCCUCAACCACUGGGUACGCGCCCUGGUGGCCGCCCAGAGCUACCUGUACAGCGGCUCCUACCAGACAAUCAAGAUCUGGGACAUCCGGACCCUGGACUGCGUGCACGUGCUGCAGACGUCCGGCGGCAGCGUCUACUCCAUCGCCGUGACGAGCCACCACAUCGUCUGUGGGACCUAUGAGAACCUCAUUCAUGUGUGGGACAUCGAGUCCAAGGAGCAGGUGCGGACCCUGACAGGCCAUGUGGGCACCGUGUACGCCCUGGCGGUCAUCUCCACGCCGGACCAGACCAAAGUCUUCAGCGCGUCCUAUGACCGGUCCCUCAGGGUCUGGAGCAUGGACAACAUGAUCUGCACGCAGACCCUCCUGCGGCACCAGGGCAGCGUGACGGCGCUGGCCGUGUCCCGAGGCCGCCUCUUCUCGGGGGCCGUGGACAGCACUGUGAAGGUCUGGACUUGCUGACGGGACCCAGGCUACUCUCGGCUUCCUUUGCACCUGUGUGGGCCCUGCCGGCCACGCUGGCCACCCAGUUGGCCUUGGGCCUUGCCCGCCCCCUGGGCACCGGUGGGCAGACUCAGCUGGCCAGGCGGUGCCCUCUUGCCUGCACCCGGCCAGCCGCCCUCCCUUGGCCCUGUCAUUGCUGCUGCCAGGACAGUGCCCCCCAGGUGCCAGGUACGACACUCACCCGGCCCGCAUUCAUCUCCCCGGAGGGGCUGGGGCCUUUUUACUAACCUUUUCUACUGUUUUUAAACUGGAAUUAGAUCUGAUCACUUCCGGUGAAAAUAAAAGUUGCACAAACCGGCUGUGAGUGGGGCCAGUUCUGGGGGAGGGAGAGGCAGCCCUCGACGGGUGCGCAGCGGAGAGGCCAGGACAGGGGCUCCUGUGGUGACUCCCCCCUGCCCGGCUGGCACCCAGCCCCUGCCCCCCCCCCAAAAAAAAGUGAGCCAGGCAGCUCCGUUUUCUGCUGUUUAUUGACAGCCGACAGUAGCUCCCUGCCCGGACCCCCUCCCCAUCUGCCGAGCCCAGCCCGGGCCACCCACUGCCAAGCCAGCCGGGUUCUGCGGAGCUGCGGGGGAGGCAGCUGGGAGGGUCUGCACACCCGAGCCACCUCGGCCGGCCCCACUCCCCGCCGAAUCACUAUCGCUGGUUUUUUGUUUUAAAUUUUUUAAGAAACGUCAAAGUUGUGCCCAACACAUGUAGAUCAGCAAACACAACAGGCCAGUUAGCACUUGGGGGUGAGGACCUCACUGCCGGCCUCGGCCACAAGAGCCUGGGGGCGAGGAUGGGCCUGGGGGGUGGGGACUGGGCCCCCACAAUGUGCCUGCCGGCACCCACCUUGCCGCCUUGUGGCUCACCCAAAGCCUGGGCGCACCGCAUACCGGCACCCGGGGAGAGGAGCCCCUACCGGCUCCCGGCACAGAGGACACGGCCCGGCAGCAAGCAAGGCACAUCCUUCAAGCGAGGCCAGAGGGGCCGGCCGAGCACCACCUCCCCGGGCCCCAGCCUCCUGCUUGUGCUACCGGGCGGGGCUGGCCACUCCUGGGCACGGGAGGUUGGAUGGACAGACAGAUGGCCUGGGCCUUACACAGCUUUUGUCUCGGGCUAGACUCCAGUGUCCUUGCAGUUGGUAAAUGGUUUGUUAUAGACUCAAUAAUAUUUC